UUGACUACGAAACGGUUGCCGUGGAUGGCGAACACUGCGACCAUUCCGAAAACUGAUCCUCCGCCAAAUGGAGCACUUGCGCGAGAUCUGCAAGUUCCUCAAAACCCUAGUCGACUUCCUCCUCUGCCGUCGCGACCGCCUUCCGAAGCGCGACCCCAAGCCAUGGGAUCCUCCCUUCGACCCGUCGCAGCCCUCUCCCCCGAUCUCCUAUCCCAUCACCAGCCUCGAAGCCCUCGCCUCCCGCUCCUACCUCCGCUCUUAUCAUUUCCCCUUCAACCGCGCCUCCGUCCCGCUCCCGUCCUCCGCCGCCUUUCUUCCCCCCCGCCGUAGGAUCCUCGUUUGCCACGACAUGAAGGGCGGGUACGUCGACGACCUGCGAGUGCAGGGGAGCGGCAACCCCGGAGCAUACGCGAUUUGGCAUUGGUACCUCAUGGAUGUCUUCGUCUACUUCUCGCAUGACCUGGUCACGCUGCCGCCGCCGUGCUGGACCAACGCCGCCCACACCCAUGGCGUCAAGGUCUUAGGAACUUUCUUGGUUGAAUGGGAUGAAGGUAGAGUAAUUUGUGAUACCUUGCUUUCGUCAAAGGAGUCUUCCCAAAUGUAUGCUGAACGACUUACAGAACUAGCUAGUGCUUUGGGAUUUGAUGGUUGGCUGGUCAAUAUAGAAGUCAAUCUGGACAAGAAGCAAGUUAAUAACUUGAAGGAGUUUGUCCAUCAUCUAUCGUGUACUAUGCAUUCUUCAGUUCCCGGGUCUUUAGUCAUAUGGUAUGACGCUGUAACUAUUGAUGGUAAACUUGCCUGGCAAAACAAACUGAAUGAUGCCAACAAGCCAUUUUUUGAUUUAUGCGAUGGUAUUUUUGUCAACUAUACUUGGCAGGAAGGUUACCCCAAAGUUUCAGCUGUCAAUGCAGGCAACAGAAGGUUGGAUGUUUACAUGGGCAUUGAUGUUUUUGGCAGAAACACCUUUGGUGGUGGAGAGUGGAAUUCAAACGUAGCCCUUGAUGCUCUAAAGAAGGAUGAUGUUUCAGCUGCAAUAUUUGCUCCCGCAUGGGUAUAUGAAACUAAUCAAAAACCUGACUUUCAAACUGCACAUAAUUGCUGGUGGGGCCUUGUUGAGCAGUCAUGGGGGAUCCUUCAGCACUACCCAAAAGAGUUGCCCUUCUUUUCGGACUUUGAUCAGGGUCAUGGCUAUCAUUUCUCCAUUGAAGGUUUUCAGGUAGCUAAAGAUCCAUGGAAUAACAUAUCUUCACAAGGCUUUCAGCCUAUUCUUGGUAAUCCUGUUAACCAUAAUAGCUCCAGUACCAUUGAAGCUUUUAUCAAUUUCAAGGAUGCAUCUUAUUCUGGAGGAGGAAAUAUUACUGCUAAAGGAAGUCUAAUGGAUAACUCUUUUUUCUCUGCAAAGCUCUUCCAUGGACAACUUCUAUUGGAUGAUCAACCCGUGUACAUAUCAUAUUCUGUAAAAGUAGAUGAAAAUUCUCUCUUUGGAUUACAUCUUGAAUUGUUAUCAGAAACCAACGGAAGGACGUGUGCCCUUAUCGCAAGUGAUUCUGAAUCUUUCACCAAUGCAGGCCUAGAGUACAAUAUAAUCAUCAAGCCCCAAAUAAAAAGUAAGGUGGAGGAUGCAUUGGCUUACCCACCUUGGUUUAUACAUGAAGCUGUCUUGACACUGGGUGACUAUACAUUAGCUGGCAUUUAUAUGGUAUGUACCUUGAAAAGUCGUGGCCUGAUUACCAUACAAAACAACAAAAGUUCAUCUCAAGAAGGUACCUUACCAGAAACCUCUGGAUCUUCACUCUACUAUGCAUCACUAGGUCACAUCAGCAUUCGAAACAAAGAGGAUGGCACGGAAUAUCCACCAGCAGAUUUAUGGGUCACUCGAGCUCAGAAUAUUCUGUGCAUCUCAGAUUCUCUUGGAAACAAAAUGCUCAACCUGAAACUAACUUGGAAGCUCAAUGAAGGAUCCACGACAUCAUUUCAGAGAUAUAACAUCUACGCUCAAAGUGGCUCAGGCCUGCAGUACCUGGGUCUUUCUAGAGCUGAAGCAUUUUACGUUUCAGAUCUUAGUGUUUAUAUUGGAGUCACAACCCUCAGGUUUAUCAUUCAAGUACGUGGCCUUGAUGGAACAUGCCAAAAGCUUGCUGAAUCUCCUUAUCUGGAUUUGACUCUUGAAGAUUAAAUCAUAUCGGGGCUUGCUCAGCAUUAUAGUUGCCACUUUGGUAUUGACUGGCAACAGAGUGGUGUAUCUUAAUCAAUGUGAAAUAUCAAUUCCUUUGCGCAGUUAGAUGUGUCUUGGUAUGUUUCUGAAUUUUAUACGAGCCAUGUUGAAUAGUAUGACACAACACAGUUCACCUCGUCUAUUUAAUUAAAUGAUUAUACCGAAUUAAUUUGUUACCAAUUUUUUUAAAAAAGGGAUAGUCCGAUGUACAAAGU
Molecule: messenger RNA, 2430 nt
Organism: Zingiber officinale
Lineage: Eukaryota; Viridiplantae; Streptophyta; Magnoliopsida; Zingiberales; Zingiberaceae
Product: cytosolic endo-beta-N-acetylglucosaminidase 1-like
Exons: 11
Coding region: 68-2176 (702 amino acids)
Biological process (GO): protein deglycosylation
Cellular component (GO): cytoplasm
Molecular function (GO): mannosyl-glycoprotein endo-beta-N-acetylglucosaminidase activity
Source: RefSeq, a predicted model, not a curated record